GCGAACCCUCAGCAUCAUCAUCGUCAUCAUCAUCAUCCACCGAGCCACAGCUUUUUGAUGCUAACCAUGUCGGGUGCUAAAACAGAGGGGUAAUUUACGAAGCCAACGCAGGGCUGGGCCAUGUGGUGAUGCCAUGCAGAGGAGACACAGCAGCAACACGGAUGGCAUGCCCUCUGAAAGAAGCCGAAGCCAAACGCUAGGGUCGGAGAGCAGUCUGGACGAGGGCGGCGUUUUUGACUGCCUGAAGCCCGACUCGUCCGCCUCGCCCCAGCAGAUGUUCUCCGGCCUGGUGGGCGUCCCCUCCGGCUCCGUCUCAUCUGCUCAGCUGCAAGCGGCCGGCUUGGUCCUGGGCUCGCCCCCCGAGGUUUUCAUCCAGAUGACCGCGUCUUCCAGGGAAGAGGCGGGCGGCCACCGGACAGAGGUCGGGCCGUUCCUCUCCCGCCCGCCUCAGCACCACCACCACCACCACCACUUCCACCACCAGCCCCUGCAGCACAGGACGCCGUCGCUGCUCCAGCAGGCCGCCACGGCGGCCGGCUCUGAGAGGCACGGCUCCAGGGAGGAGGCCCCCGAUGACCCGUCCACCCCGGCCCCGGCUCUGUCCGAGCUGAAGGCUGCGGUCACGUGGCUGCAGAGGGGCUUUCCGUUCAUCCUCAUCCUGCUGGCUAAAGUUUGCUUUCAACAUAAACUAGGGAUCGCCGUGUGCGUAGGGAUGAUCAGCACGUUCGCUUAUGCCAAUUCUACAUUCAAGCAUCAAGUUUCAUUGAGGGAGGAGCGAUCCAUAUUUGUUGCACUGUGGAUCAUCUUGUUUCUCGGGGGGAACAUCGUGUAUAUCUACUACACAUUCAGCCAGGAGGAGCUGCACCACAGCCUCAUAUUUGCAAAGCCCAACCUCAACAGCUUUGACUUCUUUGACCUGAUCUGGGUGGUUGGAAUCACUGACUUUGUUCUUAAAUAUGUCACCAUCGGCCUGAAGUGCUUUGUCCUCUUUCUGCCCAAGAUCAUCAUGGCCUUCAAAUCAAGGGGGAAGUUCUACCUUCUGAUCGAGGAGCUGAGCCAACUGUUUCGGGCCCUCGUGCCGGUGCAGUUGUGGUACAAGUACAUCAUGGGCGAAGACCCGUCAAACAGUUACUUCCUGGGAGCGGCGCUCAUCAUCAUUUACAGCCUCUGCAAGUCCUUUGACGUCUGUGGACGAGUAUCUGCAAUACGCAAGGCGUUGGUAAUGUUCUGCAGCUCCCAGAGUUACGGAGUCAGGGCCAGCAAUCAGCUGUGCAGCGAGGCUGGUGAUGUGUGCGCUAUCUGUCAGGGCGAUUUCAAAGAUCCCAUCGCCCUCAUCUGUCAGCAUGUGUUUUGUGAGGAGUGCCUGUGUUUGUGGUUCGACCGCGAGAGAACGUGCCCGCUGUGCCGCUCCACUGUCGUCGAGGCCCUGCGGUGCUGGAAGGACGGCACCACGUCCGCUCACUUCCAGAUAUACUGAGCUCUGACAGGAUGCCCAGGAUCAAAGGGAUGGGGGCGUGCUCUGGAGCAAGUUAAGACGGUGCCGUGGUGAAAAUGUCAUUCAAGAUGAGCAAAAAUAGUAGCAUUUACUAUUUGACAAACUAAAUGAGGGUACACAUGCACAAAUCUAAUCAUCCACGCUGUAUAGGUUCGUAACAUAUUUUCUCUGAUCAUAUAAAAUAUUGUGAGAAUGACCGGGUACAGAAUUGACACUGCUUUAAAAUUGUGAUCUUCUUCCAGGGAUAUUAUUUUUUUUUGGAAGCUGCUGUUGACAUUCUGAAUCAGGUUUUCAUGAAACUCAACAUCUCUGCAUGCUUGGUUGUUGAAAGCUGUAAUUUAUUCCACGUUUUUACUCGAUUUUAUCUGCCUAAAUGAGAACUUCGCAUUUUGCUUCCGUUUUUAUUGUGAGCAGCAUAGUUUUGUUCGUUCUUGUGAAGCAUGCUGCCAUUAAAGACGACCUGAGAGGGACAUCUUU
Molecule: messenger RNA, 1972 nt
Organism: Fundulus heteroclitus (mummichog)
Lineage: Eukaryota; Metazoa; Chordata; Actinopteri; Cyprinodontiformes; Fundulidae
Gene: rnft2
Product: ring finger protein, transmembrane 2
Exons: 10
Coding region: 134-1477 (447 amino acids)
Biological process (GO): positive regulation of ERAD pathway
Molecular function (GO): ubiquitin protein ligase activity
Source: RefSeq, a predicted model, not a curated record